This is a messenger RNA of Acomys russatus (golden spiny mouse), 1751 nucleotides long. RefSeq names its product docking protein 3 (gene Dok3). Gene Ontology annotation, biological process: positive regulation of MAPK cascade; cell surface receptor protein tyrosine kinase signaling pathway. Lineage: Eukaryota; Metazoa; Chordata; Mammalia; Rodentia; Muridae. Gene Ontology annotation, cellular component: cytoplasm. The coding region runs from base 226 to 1560 and encodes 444 amino acids. The record is from RefSeq and is a predicted model, not a curated record. The transcript is spliced from 5 exons.
CUGGCCCCAAGCUUCCCAUAGGCAGGUGUGGUCUCCUUGGAACAGCAAGAACCCUAAGGAAGAGAUUCAUUCUGAUUACUGUCCCUUAAAUGAAGACCAGGCUCCCCUCCCCCUGGCCCCACAGCUGUCUCUGGACAGAGGGAAGGGGAAGUGGCCAGAAGGGGAAGUAAGAGUUCCUGUCCAGCCUGUCACCAGUCUCUCCGUGACUUCAAAACAGCCGUGCCCAUGGAGUCCUUGGAGACCCCUGUCAAGGAUGGCAUCCUCUACCAGCAGCAUGUCAAGUUCGGCAAGAAAUGCUGGCGGAAAGUGUGGGCUCUGCUGUAUGCAGGCAGCCCAUCGGGCGUGGCUCGGCUGGAAAGCUGGGAUGUUCGUGAUGCUGGCCUGGGGCCAGCAGGUGACAGAGCCACAGGGCCUAGCCGUCGAGGUGAACGCCGAGUCAUACGCUUGGCUGACUGUGUGUCGGUCCUGCCGGCGGAUGGUGAGAGCUGCCCUAAGGACACUGGUGCCUUCCUUAUCACCACCACCGAGCGAGUCCACCUGAUGGCCGCACAACACCGCCAGUCAUGGAUGGGUCCCCUCUGCCAGCUGGCUUUCCCGGGCACUGGAGAAUGUUCUUCAGGAUCAGGACAGGCUGAGACUCCAAAAAGGGGCUUUGUUUCCAUGGAGGAAAACUCUAUCUACUCCUCCUGGCAGGAAAUGGGUGAGUUUCCUGUGGUGGUGCAGAGGACAGAGGCCACCUCCCGCUGCCAGCUGAAAGGACCCUACAUCCUGGUGCUGGGCCAGGAUGACAUCCAGCUACGGGAGACUUCCAGCCCCCAGGCCUGCUAUAGCUGGCCCUACCGUUUUCUGCGCAAGUUCGGCUCUGACAAGGGUGUGUUCUCCUUUGAGGCUGGCCGCCGCUGUGACUCAGGCGAGGGUCUUUUUGCCUUCAGUAGUCCAUGUGCCCCAGAAAUAUGUGGAGCUGUGGCUGCUGCCAUCACCCGCCAACGGGAGCGUCUUCCAGAGCUGACCAUGUCUGCCCCCUGCCCCCUCCCUCGGGCCCUCUCCCUGCCCUCCCUAGAGCCCCCUGGAGAGCUUCGGGAGAUGGCCCCAGGAUUCGAACCGGCCACUUCCAGAAAGCUGCCUAUAACUGACCCUGGGCCUCAAAGCCUGCCACUGCUGCUCAGCCCCACACAAGAAGGAGCAGUGUCCAGUCUCUAUGCGUCUGUGUGCAAGCAGACCAGCAAGCCCACAGCCACCGUGGAGCACCUCUAUGAGAACCUGUGCAUGCUGGAGGCCAGCCCCGGGCUGUCCAAUGGGGGCUCUGAGUCCCAAGAGGGCCCUCCUGAUGCCCGCAGCCCCCUGGGCAGCCCCAUCUAUCACAACAGUGAGGACCUGAGUUGGCCUGGCUCGGUCCCUGACAGCAGCCUGGAAGCUCAGUACCGCAGGCUGUUAGAGCUGGAACUGGAUGAUGCUGGAGGUACUGGCCGCUCUGGUGCACAGUCAGGCAUCAAAGCCAAGCUGGUAACCCUGCUGACUCGGGAACGGAAGAAGGGUCCUGCUCCCUGUGACCGGCCCUAAUGGCCUAUGCAGUGGCAGCAGGACAGGGGUAAUCUGCCAGAAACCAAAGAGAGCAACUUCGAGCAUAUCCCCUGUCCACUCUGACCUUCAGGGACAAGCCAGGCAGCCUGGGGAGGAGCCACAAGCUGCCCUACCUACUUCCAGUGGACCCUGUACAGAUUGACCAGUAAUAAAGCUUGCCUAGCGACUUC